AUUUACCAUACUAAUUUAAAAAAAAAAUCCAAAUAGAAUUUAAGUACACAUCCAAUCGAUAUGUACAUACAAUCAACCCAAGAACAUGCCCAAUAUGUUGAGAUGUUGCUGAAAACACAUGUCAACUUUUAGCCUCCUAUUAUUUGCAUCCAGUCAACAUUUGGUACGUUAUUUAAUUCAGAUAUCACACAUUGGUCAGAGAAAUUUUUUAUUCAACAGGAUCACUACUAUGGACCAUAGUUGUCAAAGGCGCAAGGCGCAAAGGAUGAGCCUUGGGCUUCAAUGCAAGACGCUUAGGGUGGAGGGAGUGGUCACCAAAUGAUUUUACAUUGAAGGUGGCAAAUACAGUGGCAUGUGACGAAACUACAGAAGCAGUGGUCAUGUGGCGCGUUCGGUGACUACAUGGGACUAUAUGAUGAGAGAAGCAGUAAAGGAGACCCGGAAGGAGGGCCGGGGGAGAGAGAUAGAGAGAUUCGGUUUAAAGCGGAUGUCACAAGACUCGCAGAGGUGCAACAGGACUUUCGGCAGGCGCUAACUGCUAGCGUUAAAAAAAGGGAGACCCAACAGUAGGGGUGGGGGCCUGAUGAUGCUGAACAUGGAGACUCUUGGAAGCGUUAGCACUCUCCAGAGCCGGAGAAUAAUAUUAUUUCCGCUACCUUUUCAGGGUCAUAUCAAUCCCAUGCUUCAGCUGGCAAACAUUCUUCACACCCGCGGUUUCAAAAUAACCAUUAUACACGCUGAAUACAACUCUCCUAAUCCUUCCAACUAUCCUCACUUAACCUUUAAGCCCAUUAAGGACCACCUUUCCAAAGUUGCUCACGAGUAUCCUACGAACCGAGACGGUACCUAUUUUGUUAGGUACUUAAACAAAAGCUGUGUAGAUACGUUUACGGAUUGUCUGGCUGGGUUGUUGGCAGAACCCGGUGAAGAACGGGUUGCUUGUGUAAUCACAGAUGCGUGUUUUUAUGUCACGCAGGCGGUGGCGGAUGAUAUGAAGCUACCUCGGAUAGUGCUCCGGACUAGUAGUCUCGGUUGCAACCUUGCUUAUGAGGCUUUACCCUUUUACUCUAAAACGGGUAGUUUUUACCUUACAAAACAAGUAGAUAGAUUUGAAGAAUCAGUGCCGGAAUAUCCACUAUUGAAAUUUAAAGAUAUCGCAAAGAUCACAAUCAACCCACAAGGUAUGGGGGACUUAGCCACCAACAUGCUUAACCAGAUGAAGGCAUCAUCAGGGAUUAUAUGGAACACCUUCAAAGAACUUGAAGAAUCUGAUCUAGAAACUCUCUCCCGAGAUAUUCCAGUUCCAAGCUUCACUUUAGGUCCAUUCCACAAGUAUUUCCCAGCGUCUUCGAGCAGCCUGAUUGAACAAGACCGAACUAUUCUCUCAUGGCUAGACAAACAACCUCCCAAGUCAGUAGUGUAUGCUAGUUUUGGAAGCGUUGCACAAAUAAACGAGUCAGAAUUUCAAGAAGUGGCGCAUGGGUUGGCUAAUAUCGGUUUGCCAUUUUUGUGGGUGGUUCGACCAGGGAUGGUUGUUGGUUCAGAAUGGUUGGAGUCGUUGCCUGAAAAUUUCCUAGAAAGAAUGGGCGAUAGGGGACGGAUAGUGAAAUGGUCUCCUCAACAAGAAGUACUAGCUCAUCCGGCAACAGGGUGUUUUUGGACUCAUAAUGGAUGGAAUUCAACAUUAGAGAGCAUAUGUGAAGGUGUUCCCAUGAUUUGUUCCCCAUGUUUGGCCGACCAACCAAUAAAUGCAAGAUAUGUGAGUGACGUUUGGAAGAUUGGCGUAUUGUUGGAAGAUGGGUUUGAAAGGGUGGGAAUCAAGAUGGCGAUUAAACGUGUAAUGAUGGAUAAAGAAGGAGAAGAAAUGCGUGAGAGAGUAAGUUCUCUUAAGGAGAAGGUAAACCUCUCCCUCGCUGAAGGUGGCUCUUCUUGUCGGUCAUUAAACAACUUAGUUGAUUAUAUUUCGUCGUUCUGACUCAAAAAUAUAAGUUACAACACUCCAUACAGGAAAAGAUCACAAAGAACUGGUUAUAUCAAGUAAUCCUUUUCUUUUUCAUUUAAUAAUGGAGAGAGCUGUAAAUGAGAGACAUGUUUUUUUCAAAUGAUUUCAAUUUCAAAUAAUAGACCUCUAGUGACUUGCUUCUUAAUCUGUUAGGCGCCACCUCAAGCAGGAAGCUCUAUUGCCUCCUGUCAAUAAAGCCUACGAUGUGGAAUGGAGCCACUUCCAUCAUUACCUAAUCUUUUU
Helianthus annuus (common sunflower) is the source of this 2245-nucleotide messenger RNA. RefSeq names its product UDP-glycosyltransferase 76G1. Gene Ontology annotation, molecular function: UDP-glycosyltransferase activity. The coding region runs from base 584 to 1975 and encodes 463 amino acids. The record is from RefSeq and is a predicted model, not a curated record. The transcript is spliced from 4 exons. NCBI's taxonomy places the organism in Eukaryota, Viridiplantae, Streptophyta, Magnoliopsida, Asterales, Asteraceae.